UUGCCCUUUGUUGGGUCUGACUCGGAAUAGUGGCACUUCCUUCUCAGCUAGAAUAUUUUUAUCUGGAACUGUUGUUGUCGGUUCUUGAGAUGAUACUACCGCUGAAUGUCUGUGUUUCAUUGUCUAGUCCAAGCUACACUGUGGAUAUCCACAAGGUUCCAGCAAGAGUUUUGCAGGUGCUUUGGUUCUCUUUUGUUUUUGUUUGGGAGGAAGAGGGAGGGCAUGGGAGCCUGAGCCAUCCAGGCUUCACAUUCUUACAAGUGCAUGCUUAGAGAUUACUGUACUUACAGUGUUUCCAUCGUCUUCUCAUAAAAGGAGAAAGCUUCAUAGCCUCAACCAUGCAGGAAACCAGUCGCGUAGGGCAUGGAGCUGGAGAACUAUGAACAGCCCGUGGUUCUGAGAGAGGACAACGUCCGCAGGCGCCGGAGGAUGAAGCCGCGUAGCGCGGCGGCCAGCCUGUCCCCCAUGGAGCUCAUCCCCAUCGAGUUCGUGCUGCCCACCAGCCAGCGCCACAGCAAGAGCCCCGAGACGGCGCUGCUGCACGUGGCGGGCCACGGCAACGUGGAGCAGAUGAAGGCCCAAGUGUGGCUGCGCGCGCUGGAGACGAGCGCGGCGGCGGACUUCUACCACCGCCUCGGCCCGGACCACUUCCUCCUGCUCUACCAGAAGAAGGGCCAGUGGUACGAGAUCUACGACAAGUACCAGGUGGUGCAGACUCUGGACUGCCUGCGUUACUGGCAGGUGCUGCACCGGAGCCCGGGCCAGAUCCACUUGGUGCAGCGGCGCGCGCCCUCUGAGGAGACUCAGGUCUUCCAGAGGCAGCUAACCGCCCUCAUAGGCUAUGACGUCACCGACGUCAGCAACGUGCAUGACGACGAGCUGGAGUUCACGCGCCGCCGCCUGGUCACCCCGCGCAUGGCCGAGGUGGCGGGCCGUGACCCCAAGCUCUACGCCAUGCACCCGUCGGUGACGUCCAAGCCCCUCCCUGAGUACCUGUCCAAGAAGAUUGCCAACAACUGCAUCUUCAUCAUCAUCCACCGCAGCACCACCAGCCAGACCAUCAAGGUCUCGGCCGAGGACACCCCCGGCACCAUCCUCCAGAGCUUCUUCACCAAGAUGGCCAAGAAGAAGUCUCUGAUGGACAUCCCUGAAAGCCAGAACGAACAGGAUUUUGUGCUGCGCGUCUGUGGCCGGGAUGAGUACCUGGUGGGUGAAACGCCCAUCAAAAACUUCCAGUGGGUGAGGCACUGCCUCAAGAAUGGAGAGGAGAUUCACCUGGUGCUUGACACACCUCCGGACCCGGCCCUGGACGGCGUAAGGAAAGAAGAGUGGCCGCUGGUGGACGACUGCACGGGAGUCACCGGCUACCAUGAGCAGCUGACCAUCCACGGCAAGGACCAUGAGAGUGUAUUCACCGUGUCCCUGUGGGACUGUGACCGGAAGUUUAGGGUCAAGAUCAGAGGCAUUGAUAUCCCGGUCCUGCCCCGCAAUACUGACCUCACGGUUUUUGUAGAGGCAAACAUCCAGCAUGGGCAGCAAGUCCUUUGCCAGAGGAGAACCAGCCCCAAACCCUUCACAGAAGAGGUGCUCUGGAAUGUGUGGCUUGAGUUCAGUAUCAAAAUCAAAGACUUGCCCAAAGGGGCUCUGCUGAACCUCCAGAUCUACUGCGGCAAAGCUCCAAUACUGUCCGGCAGGGUCUCUGCAGACACUUCCGGUCCUGAGUCCAAAGGCAAAGCUCAGCUUCUCUAUUAUGUGAAUCUGCUGCUGAUAGACCACCGGUUCCUCCUGCGCCGUGGAGAAUACGUUCUCCACAUGUGGCAGAUAUCCGGGAAGGGAGAGGACCAAGGGAGCUUCAGCGCUGACAAGCUCACAUCCGCAACCAACCCAGACAAGGAGAACUCCAUGUCCAUAUCCAUUCUUCUGGACAAUUACUGUCACCCAAUAGCCCUGCCUAAGCAUCAGCCCAGCCCUGACCCGGAAGGGGACCGGGUUCGAGCAGAAAUGCCCAACCAACUUCGCAAGCAAUUAGAGGCCAUCAUAGCCACCGAUCCACUUAACCCUCUCACAGCGGAAGACAAAGAAUUGCUCUGGCAUUUUAGAUAUGAAAGCCUUAAGCAUCCCAAAGCAUAUCCUAAGCUGUUUAGCUCAGUGAAAUGGGGACAGCAAGAAAUUGUGGCUAAAACAUACCAAUUGUUAGCCAGAAGGGAGGUCUGGGAUCAAAGUGCUUUGGAUGUUGGGUUAACGAUGCAACUCCUGGACUGCAACUUUUCAGAUGAAAAUGUAAGAGCCAUUGCAGUUCAGAAACUGGAGAGCUUGGAGGACGAUGAUGUUCUACAUUACCUUCUACAGCUGGUCCAGGCUGUGAAAUUUGAACCAUACCAUGACAGUGCCCUUGCCAGAUUCCUGCUAAAGCGUGGUUUAAGAAACAAGAGAAUUGGUCACUUCUUGUUUUGGUUCUUGAGAAGUGAGAUAGCCCAGUCCAGACACUAUCAGCAGAGGUUCGCGGUGAUCCUAGAAGCCUAUCUGAGGGGCUGUGGCACAGCCAUGCUGCACGACUUUACCCAACAAGUCCAAGUAAUCGAGAUGUUACAGAAAGUCACCAUUGAUAUUAAGUCACUGUCUGCCGAAAAGUAUGAUGUCAGUUCCCAAGUUAUUUCACAACUGAAGCAAAAGCUUGAAAACCUGCAGAAUUCUAAUCUCCCCAAAAGUUUUAGAGUCCCAUAUGAUCCUGGAUUGAAAGCAGGAGCACUGGUGAUUGAAAAAUGUAAAGUGAUGGCCUCCAAGAAAAAGCCCCUGUGGCUUGAGUUUAAAUGUGCUGAUCCUACAGCCCUAUCAAAUGAAACAAUUGGAAUUAUCUUUAAACAUGGUGACGAUCUGCGCCAAGACAUGCUCAUUUUACAGAUUCUACGAAUCAUGGAGUCCAUUUGGGAGACUGAAUCUUUGGAUCUGUGCCUCCUGCCAUAUGGUUGCAUUUCAACUGGUGACAAAAUAGGAAUGAUCGAGAUUGUGAAAGAUGCCACGACGAUUGCCAAAAUUCAGCAAAGCACGGUGGGCAACACGGGUGCAUUUAAAGAUGAAGUUCUGAAUCACUGGCUCAAAGAAAAAUCCCCUAUUGAAGAAAAGUUUCAGGCAGCAGUGGAGAGAUUUGUUUAUUCCUGUGCAGGCUACUGUGUGGCAACCUUUGUUCUGGGAAUUGGCGACAGACACAAUGACAAUAUUAUGAUCACAGAGACAGGAAACCUAUUCCAUAUUGACUUUGGACACAUUCUUGGGAAUUAUAAAAGUUUCCUGGGCUUUAAUAAAGAGAGAGUACCAUUCGUGCUAACCCCAGACUUCCUGUUUGUGAUGGGAACCUCUGGAAAGAAGACAAGCCCCUACUUUCAGAAAUUUCAGGACGUCUGUGUUAAGGCCUAUUUAGCCCUUCGUCAUCACACGAACCUACUGAUCAUCCUGUUCUCCAUGAUGCUGAUGACGGGAAUGCCCCAAUUAACAAGCAAAGAAGAUAUCGAAUAUAUCCGCGACGCCCUCACAGUGGGGAAAAGUGAGGAGGAUGCUAAAAAGUAUUUUCUUGAUCAGAUUGAAGUUUGCAGAGAUAAAGGAUGGACUGUGCAGUUUAAUUGGUUCCUACAUCUUGUUCUUGGCAUCAAACAAGGAGAGAAACAUUCAGCCUAGUGCUUUGGGCUAGAAUUAAAAACAAGUUGGUGUUCUAAAGCUUUAAAUUAGCAUGUCAGUCAUCAAACUUGGGUUGUAAAUGCCGUAGGACAUGGUGAAAGCUGGCACUUCAGAAAUACAGAUCUUUUCCUGGCUGAACUCUUCACUGAAGAAAAAAGGUUGGCAUUGCUGAUUAUUUGCUUAAGUACCAUUCAGUGCUAGGUUUAUUUGCAGGUUUGUUUUUUUCUCAUUUGUCUCAGGGAUGUUGGAGAGUAUUCUAAGUUUAAACAGACCAAUGACUUCCUUAUCGUGCCUCAUAUUUUGACUACCUUAUUCUUGAGUGCUUCUGGAAAUUCUUUAGAAUGAUUGGUGACAUCUGCUUUCACCUGGGUUUACUCUCAAAUUGGUUAUCCUUAUGUUCUUCAAGCUUUUCACAGAAAAAUAUGUAAUCAUCAUAACCUUUAUCUCAUUUCUUAAAUGAUGUUUCCAAACACCCCUUCAGUGUCUGCAGAUGUUAGUGGCGUGCUAAAAGCAAGGAAAGCAAGCUACUUACUCUUUUUAGUGUCUUUUGCAAUUAGCUUCUUUUACUAUGUGCAACUGAGACACACAAACACAUAAGGGCAAAUCUGAACCUCUGUGCCUUGGCCCUCCUCUGCUGGUCUGGUUCCAGAGUCAUGGAUAUAAAAAAUAGAGAUGAGACCUUUUGUCUCAACUCUGCCCACGAGAGUGAAUUAUCUAGCACAAUUGGUGUAGCCUUCUCCAGCAUGGAAGCAGGCAGUAAGUAAAGGGACUCUUUCAUGCCUGGACAUUUCCUCUCUCCCUUUUUCCCUACUUCUCUUCUUCCUCAAUUGCCACCCUCCCACAGCUCUUUACACACUUGUGAAAUCUUCAAGGACACCCUUACCCUAGAACUCAAAAAUUAGUUGAAAAAUAAUUUCUACUCAAAAAUUACUACAAUUUUAGGGACUUAUUUGUAAAGAUGUUUAGUGGAGUUUUUUAAAAUAUAUAUUAUUAAAGGAAGCAGUCUAAUAAAAUAUGAAUUAGUUUCCAAAUGCCUUAAUUUUAAAUUUUGGUCUGAGUAUUCUUUUUCUUUCUUUUUUAAUGGAAGAAGAUAUUUGAUAUCUUAAAAGUUUUCCAAGUUAAGAACAACACUACUUGCCCUAUCUAUUUCUCAGUUUAAACGACUUUCAAACUUUGACACAUCUUUCAGAUUUCCUAAAAAGAAUUGAAAUGUCUUCCUUAUAAAAAAAAUCUUCAUCUCUUAAAUAUCUUCCUAUUUAUUGCAAGUGUUGUUUACCCUUAUAGAGCAAUCAUUAAAUUAUUUAUAAAAUAUUUUGUAAUUACCUAUAGUUAAUACAUUACAUAGGAAUAACUAUGUUAACAGUGUCUAUGUUUAAGUAUAAUCAGCUAUAAAUACAAAUCUAAUUUUUAAAUUUCCAAAGUCCUGUAUGACUUUGAGAUAGCCCAAUCCUUUCUUUUUGUGCAUGCAAAAGCCCAGUGGUUUUUAACCCUGGAUGCAAAUAAGAAUCACCAGGAACCCCUUUUAAAAGUACCCUUGCCUGAGCCCCACUCCUAGGUUGUAAUUUAAUUCAUGUGGUAUGAAGAUCAGACAUCAGUAUUUUUCUAAUGUGCAGCCAGGGUUAGAAGCCCUCAAUGGCCUCAAAGGUGCUUCCUUGCCCAGUGAGCCUUUCUCCUGGCUCAAAGGUAACUAGAAAGAACUCCUCUUCCUUGACAACUUGUCCUUUUAAAAUCUCAGUCUAGGCUGGGUGUAGCAGCUCAUGUCUAUAAUCCCAGCAGUUUGGGAGGCUGAGGUGGGAGGAUUGCCUGGGGCCAGGAGUUCCAGACCAGCCGG
Messenger RNA from Microcebus murinus (gray mouse lemur), 5503 nucleotides. RefSeq names its product phosphatidylinositol-4,5-bisphosphate 3-kinase catalytic subunit gamma (gene PIK3CG). Gene Ontology annotation, molecular function: 1-phosphatidylinositol-3-kinase activity; 1-phosphatidylinositol-4-phosphate 3-kinase activity. The record is from RefSeq and is a predicted model, not a curated record. NCBI's taxonomy places the organism in Eukaryota, Metazoa, Chordata, Mammalia, Primates, Cheirogaleidae. Gene Ontology annotation, biological process: phosphatidylinositol-3-phosphate biosynthetic process; phosphatidylinositol 3-kinase/protein kinase B signal transduction; cell migration. Gene Ontology annotation, cellular component: phosphatidylinositol 3-kinase complex, class IA; phosphatidylinositol 3-kinase complex, class IB; plasma membrane.